Messenger RNA from Delphinapterus leucas (beluga whale), 2013 nucleotides. RefSeq names its product interleukin 1 receptor type 2 (gene IL1R2). The record is from RefSeq and is a predicted model, not a curated record. Lineage: Eukaryota; Metazoa; Chordata; Mammalia; Artiodactyla; Monodontidae. Gene Ontology annotation, molecular function: interleukin-1 binding; interleukin-1, type II, blocking receptor activity.
GAUGUCAUUAAGGUUAGUAACAGGGAUUUUUAAGGACAUUUGGAAAAGUCCUUCCUUUCCAACAGCAGGGGUCCAGGCUCACCCCCUGGGGCUCCGUCCUCUCUAGCUCCACGGGGAGCUCCCUGAGGGGGAGAGGCACAUUCAGUAUCACCUUUGGGGCUGCUGGGUGGUUAGGAGACACUGGUUUUGUACAGACAUGAAUUUCCAUCUCUAAACUAUUCAGUUAGCCAAAUCCCACACACUAUAAUAAAUACUUAAGAGAAUCACCCCCUUCCUUUGCUAACAACUAAACAUCACGUAAGACUGGCAGUGGGGGUCUCCUAACCCUAGAAGGACUUCAUGGGGUGGGGGGAAACGGCACAUACCUCGCUGGUUAAAGCCCCAGAGUCCUCCUUUUCUCUUUAAUGGGGCCGUGGUUGGGCAAAAUACACAUCACUUUAAAACCACCUCACAGCUGGAAGUAUAUAACUUUUAGCGAGUCACAAAAAAUAGGGAAACUUACACAGAGUUUCUUUGGUCACUUCCCCAUCUGAGUGAUCACGCACCCAGUGCUACAGCUGAGACGGCGCUCCCAGUGAGGAGGGAAAAGGUGUGUUCACAGCCACCCGGUUGGAGGAGUGACACAAGCCCGAUUGGGAAAUCCCUGGACGUAUAAAUUCCUGCCAGACCGCUGAGCUCCCACUGAAGGUGAAAGGCCUGGCAGCCAUCCCAGGAGACAGCACCAGGCAAACGAUGCAGAGCUGCAGGCUGUGGGGUGCUGGGCCUGCGGUCUCCACUUCCUGUGUCCUCCAGAAGUUCCCGGGAGUGAUGUUCACCUGGUCCAUGUGGAUGCUGUGUGUCUCUGUCUUCACCAUCCGGCCUGAGGAACACAUGGUGGCUGCAGGAAGCUGCCAGUUUCAUGGCAGGCAUCCCAAAACCAGGCUCAAGGUAGAAGGGGAGCCUGUGGCCAUGAGGUGCCCCCAGGUGCCAUACUGGGACUCUGCUACCACCCACGUCAGUGUGACAUGGCGUCGAAACAACUCCACCACGAUGGUCCCAGGGGAGGAAGAGCUGCGGGUGUGGGUCCAGGACGGCGGCCUGUGGAUUGUGCCAGCCUCGCGGGGGGACUCUGGCACCUACAUCUGCACUGUCAGAAAUGCCUCUUACUGUGACGAAAUGUCCGUUGAGCUCAGGGUUUUUGAGAAGACAGAAGCUUCCCUGCCUCUCAUCUUCUACCCGCAAAUUAUAACCUUGUCAGCCUCUGGGUUAUUAGUUUGUCCUGAUCUGAGUGAAUUCAUCGGGAACAAAACUGACGUGAAGAUUCGAUGGUACAAGGAUUCUGUCCCUUUGGAUCAAGACAACGAGAAAUUUCUAAGUGUGAGGGGAACUCGCUUACUGGUAAACAAUGUGUCUCUGGAGGACGCGGGCUAUUAUCAGUGUGCCAUGACGUUUGCCCACAGAGGCAGGCAAUACAACAUCACCAGGAAUAUCAAACUCCGUGUUAAGAAAAGAGAAGAGGAGACGAUUCCCGUGAUCAUCUCCCCCCACCAGACCAUCUCAGCUUCGCUGGGGUCAAGACUGACAAUCCCGUGUAAGGUGUUUCUGGGAGCUGGCAUACAGGCGACCACCUUGCUGUGGUGGACUGCCAACAACACACACGUAGAGGAUGCCUACAAGGGGGGCCGCGUGACCGAGGGGCAGCGCCAGGAAUACUCAGAAAAUAAUGAGAAUUACAUUGAAGUGCCACUGAUUUUUGAUCCAGUCGUAAGAGAGGAUUUGCACACGGAUUUUAAAUGUGUUGUCCGUAAUACAAUGAGUUUCCAGAUGCUUCGUACCACAGUCAAAGAAGCUGCCACGUUCUCCUGGGAGAUUACACUGGCCCCCCUUUCCCUCAUCUUCUUGGUUUUGGGGGGAAUAUGGAUGCACAGACGGUGUAAACGCAGAACUGGAAAAGCCUAUGAUUUGAUGAUGGAGUUAAAGACCAGCCACCAGAUUCUCAAUCCUAUCCGAGUAAAAUAAAGUAAAUAAAAUAUU